Venturia canescens is the source of this 16894-nucleotide messenger RNA. RefSeq names its product transmembrane protein KIAA1109 homolog tweek (gene tweek). Lineage: Eukaryota; Metazoa; Arthropoda; Insecta; Hymenoptera; Ichneumonidae. The transcript is spliced from 50 exons. Gene Ontology annotation, biological process: synaptic vesicle endocytosis. The record is from RefSeq and is a predicted model, not a curated record. The coding region runs from base 355 to 15480 and encodes 5041 amino acids.
ACGAUUCGACUGAGGUACAAUCUGAAGUUGUAUUUUUGUACAAAUCAAUGGUGAUUUCUUGACGGCGAAGUCGAAGAAAAACUGUAUAGGAGGGAAAGAGAGAGAGAGCUUCGCGACUAAACGUGCGCGGAAAUAAAUUAGUGUCGAUGUUCGCUCAGCUGAGUGUACAUAUAUCUAUUCGUCAUGACAGUAGUACGCACUUUGACAUGUUCAACGAAAAAAUCGCUAUGUUCCAAACACUGGUUAUAGAAAAAAGUAGUGGAUGAUGAAUAUCACUGUAAACUCGUAACAAAAAUCGUAGUGUAAAGCAUGGCAAUGACUCUGGCGAUGAUAUAUAACACGAGUUUCCAAUAAAUGCAAGUCGAAAUGGCUGAUGUCAAAUUGUACAACGCAACAGCUCCAUCCUUUACUGGGAUAGAGCCAGCAUAUUGGAAUUAUUCGGAUCAUGUGAUUCUCGAAGAUUUGAGGAUAGACAGUAACUUUAUUUGGUUACUUUGUUCUCUCGUUUCCGCCAUAUCCUGGAUUAUUUACAUCGCCUAUUACAAUAGUCGUGUAAUAGGGUACAUUUUAACGAGGCUGUUGAACAGAUUUGUCAUAAGGCAAGGACACGUCAAAGUCGGAUCUUUUACACUCAGUGCUCUCAGCGGAAAAAUUAUGUUCAGAGAUAUAGUGUACAUCACGACUGAUUAUAGUUUAAGAAUUCAAGAUGGUUGGCUUAUAUUUCGUUGGUGGAGAAGUUAUGUGCCCAAGGAUGUCUCGGAAGAUCUUUCACAUUCCGAUACGCGUCUAUCUGUGAUGUUGAAUGGUUUUGAGCUGCACGUGUACAAUCGUGGCCACUUGUAUGCUCAUCUAGAGAAAACGUUUGGCCUAUCGUCACAGAUGUUUCCAGACGCUGAAAAUCACAGUAUGAAUAUGGACGACAAAGACGCAGAGUCGAUGAGCAACGCGGCAAAUGAGACUCGUCAACAAAUAAACGCAAUGGACGUAUCGCGUCACGUGGACAAUAUUAGACGACAAGAAGCUCAUGUUAUAGCGAGAACGUGGCGCGAUUUGAUACCUGUUAUCAAAUUAGAUAUUUGUACAGGAAGAAUAGUAUUCGGUAAUCGUUUAGUACCGACGACAUUAUCGCUAACGGUGGAAGAGGCCCACUUUGUUUACUCGACGAAGCCGGCUGCGUCGCGUCACGAUCAUUUUAUGCAUUUCACAAAGUGCAAAGCGGAAAAUUUCAAAGUGAUAUUAGCACCGAGUCCAAAGUAUACGGGUAUGGUAGACGAUCCACCGAGAUACAUGGGCGAGGGUUUCGUCGUCUUGAGCUCGAACAAUAUGGAAGUAUAUUAUUACAUGGAUGAGCCCGGUGUAGUACCGGAACAUCCGGAGAUGAUAAGACUGGCGAACGGUGAUAUGGUCGAGGCGAUGCCACCGAUAUGGGGGAUCGAUGUCAAGUGCGGCAAAGGAACGGAUUUCAGUUAUGGUCCUUGGGCAGAUCGUCAACGUGAGAAUCUUUUUAAAUUUUUCUUCCCCAACGAUUAUCAGCCGUUGAAAAUCACUAAAUCACCGAAACCCGGUGACAAACGUCAGGUACAAUCGUUCGACAUACGUUUGUCAACAUUGAACGAGGCAACAGUCGACAUUUUGUUCAGUAAAAAUCGUGAAACGAACGCGGUACAUGUGAACGUGGGUGCAGGAUCGUAUCUCGAGAUCACAAUGCCUUGGAUUGUACUGCAGGAUGGAUUUACGACGAAAAUAACUGGGCAAUUGUUGCAUCUCGAGGCAACAACGAGUUUACAAUACCGUAGUUUGGUCGAGAGCGAGACCCUUGAGUUCGGAGUUAAAUGUCACUAUCCAAUAAGAUGGAACGAUCAUCAAGAGUGGACGUUGAAUUUAACCGGUUGCAAAGCAACCGCCAAUCUCGUUUAUUCGCACAAAGAAUUUUUUCAGGAUAUGAUUAACGAUUGGGCAAGUAAAUCGCGUCCAGAUAUACUGCACUUCGUUCCUUAUACGUGGAAAUUUAGUUUGUUGCUCAAGGAAUUCGAGUUGAUUACUAUUUCGAACGAGUACAAUUGGAUCGAUUGUUCAUCGCAGAAUCAGGAAAAUGCUCACAUUGCUUUUUGCGGCGAAUUUUUCGAUCUUUCCUUCGAUCUACCCUUCGUUGAUUUCCUACCGGUUACGAUACCACUACGUUUUUGGAUUCAGGGCGAAAGCGUCGAUCUUUCGUUUUAUCUUCCAGAAGUCAAUACUAAUCGUGUUAUAAUGUUGGCAUUGGAUAAAAACGCGAAGAUCAUGACGCGGGACGGUACAUCGAAGCGUUUGGCUGAUAUGCCGCGACAGAAGAAAUGGCGAAACGUUUGUCAACGAGGUGCUGGAUGGGUUGAUUGUUGGUCAGUUCCAAUAGUAGCUUUGAGUAUAAACUACACUUAUCAUCCUUGUCCACCAUUAGGACCGACGCCGCAGGCCAAUAUAACCACACCAGAAAAAGAAGAGAUACUCCUGUCACCGAUGCGUAUUCCACGUUGUCGAAAAUCACCCGGUCUACAUUGGACCCAGGACGGUACACAAAAGUUUGAUCCCCAGUCGAUAGCACCUGACAAAGUCAGUUUGGAGCUUGAGAUAGGACCUUCCACUCUAAUCCUCUAUGGAUCGUUAAUUAAAAAUUUCAUACAUUUGAAGGAAAAUAUAUUCGGUUAUUAUCAAUCGUUCACGGAUAUGCAAGCAUCUCGAACCACUCAAUCUUCAGGCACAACUGGUAGCGGCGCUAACGAGAGAAGCAAAGAUCGUGAUGUGCAAAACAAUAGCAGUGUCGAGGCGUCGAUCGAAGACGAGGAAACACGAACAAAGUCAUUUGAUCCACGCUAUUAUCGUCCUAUCGAAGUAACCGUUGGAAUUACGAUGCACGACAUACAAGCCCAUCUAAUUAAAAAUUGUAACGACGCCGAUCCACCCUGCCCUGUCAUUUUACUCGAGCGAUUUGGUUUCGAAAUGAAAAAAGGCUUCAAAGAAACCGAAUUACAAUUACUCCUCUCACCUGCGAUUAUGCUACUCACCGACAAUGUCACAAGACCCAGUAAAGAAACUCACUUGAAACAGGGUCAUUUAAUGCUCAGUUCACUUCAAGUACGAGGGCACGCUAUGUUCAGCAACGAAGGACGCAGCUUGGAUGAAGAAACUCUCGAGUACGCCUGGCUCAUCGAAGUUCAGUUGGGUAAACUAAGCGGUAAAAUAACGUCACCUCAAUUACAUCAUUUGGCCACUUCGUUGGAAACUUUUGUUCUUAUGGCCAAAAAUACGGAAAACACCCUAAGACCACCCGGAUUACCCCAUCAUUGUCAUCAUGGUUUGCCACCAUUACAAUGCUCCGACAGCGAUCCCGAUAAUCACUACAGAUGUCCCAGUUCGGAGGACAUCAAAUACAGAAUGACACGUGUCGCGAUCGACGCGAUUGAUCUUUAUCUUCAAGAAGCGGGAACUGCCACGCAAAUUUGGAUAUCACCGAUCCGCGUUUCCACUUGCAAUUUGCAUGGACAACAGGUCAAAUCGGGGGUUACCGGCGUUUUACCAACUGUGCUGACGAGGCAGUUCGUUUCAGCUGCAGGACACUUUACUAAUUCAAGCAACACCAAUACCGCAGGCAGUGGAAGAUCGCACAAUAACGCCAGCAGUAGAAUGUCUGGCGACGGUGCGGACAUUUGGCUUGAAGUGGGAUCGGUGUCUAUAGGCCCUGUAAUAAUCGAAGCGGCUAUAUCUCUACCAACUCCGGAGCACAACCUUCAUCUCGUGCAAAAUAAAUAUCUCAAGACUCACGACGCAUCGACCAAAAGAUUGUGGUUUUUGUGGCCUCAAGAGAGUGGAGUUAAAACAACGAAAUGCGGCUGCAUCGGAGGAUGCGCAUUUUUCGGUAAAAAUCGCAAUGGUGCGAGAUUUUUCAAACCGAGCUAUCACGAUCUUGCUGAUGGAAUAAACAUCGCCGCGUACAGAAUAAACGAGCCUGGAAAGGAAAAAGGUUUUGGCCAAUCGAUUUUACACGAUGGACAAUUGGUUUUUCACACUCCGCCGUACAGUCUUCAGGACGUUUCGUUACAGGAUUUAUGCUAUCCAUCGUCGAUACUGAAAAGUGGCGUUGAAAGAUCGAGAUCGGUGAUGGACCACAACAAGGAUUCGAAUAUCGAUGACACCGGAAGUACAAGACUGAGUACGGCAUCCGGCAGUCCGAUCGCCGGUGCCGGUGAUAGAAAACCUUUAGGACGACGAUUUUCUUACACCUCAAUGCGUGGGACGAAUAUGAAAGACGUACCAUACUCGCGUCUCGUAGACGCGAGCCCUUCGACCCAAUUGCCACUAAAAUUGGACUCGGAUUCAAAGCUGGACGCGGAAAGGAGUAAAUCGAUACUGAGUGUACCGGAAAUUGAAAUGGGACCGAAGAGUAGCGCAUCCGACUCUAAGCUGGCGGUUGAUUAUUUCAAUGCAAUGGACAACGAGUUUUUGCAACAAAGUUGCAGUCCUCAGUCUUUACCGCUUGUAACGACUGACAUACGUGCGUCGAAUACCCAUACCACAGCCAAGAGUGCGGAUGUUGUGAAUAUUUCGGAUUCUCAUCAUUCAUUGUGCGCAAGAAGUGAAUCUGAAGAACGACUUAAACAGGAAACCCAAGUACAACGUACGAUAUCGAUGUCGUCGGAAAAUCAUUCCGAAGCAUUUUAUUCGGCGGACGAGGACACGAGUCAUGGUUUAGGUGGAAGUCGCACAUCAAGUUUACGCCAAUCAAUAGUUGGCUCUGGCUCAGUUUUGAAUCGCAACGAUAGUAUGAAGAAAAAGUAUUCCUCCGAUUUGUCCAUCGUCGAAAGCACGGCUAACGUGAACGUGUCGAUUGGUGAAAAAGCCCAUACGCUCGAAAGGUCGAAACCUGUACCCACGACAGGCCGUCGCGGCCAACGAGUUGCCAAUGGAAAUUAUCGUAAAGACGAGCAAGGAAAAGAAAAUCGUGAUGGAACGCAUCACGAUUCGUCGGACACUCAUUCCGUAUCUUCGACGAGUUUUAUUUCAGCUGUUUCCUCUCAGGAAGAUAUGACUUUCGUUAAUCUUCACAUGCAAGUUAAUAAACCGAUCGUCGAUUCGGCGUUACUGAUGUCCAGUUACGUCAGUCAUUUGACACAGGUCCGUUGUUCGAAUUGGAAUCAGUCAUCGUUUCCGUCCUCUAGCGAUGCCUUUACAACGCCCAUGUUUAAACGAACCGAAGACGGUCGAUUGGUAUAUAUCGGUGGUCGAUACGUCCCAAAAUUCGAAACCAUUACCGAAGGAUUCACGUCGUUAAAGAUGAUAACGCGAAUUGACGGUUCACCAACAGCGACUUCCUCCAAUAAAACACCGACUCAUCCCUAUUUAUGGGACAACGCAACGUUGAUACAGUCUGAAGCUGAUGAUGAUAGCGUUGUACGUGAUGAGGAAGAAUUAUUGGCAGUACAACACGAGACUGGAUCACGUACGACCGUGAUAGUUAAAUUGAAAGGUGACGUCGACAUCAUGUUGAGUCCGAUGGUUCUAGAAUCUCUCCAGCGUUUCAUUGAUGUUAUAACACCGACCCUAGCAAAUUUGCAUCCUCUGACAAUCCUGAAUCAUUUGCACAGCGAGUGCAUCUCGCGGGUCGAAGACGCGAAUAUUUUGAAGCAAGAUCAGAGCCUGUCUUACUGGAGUCAGGUUCAAACGAGCUCGAAACGCUCCACUGCCGAGCGAAAUAUUAAAAACGGUCAAGGUGACGAGAAAAGUAAAAUCGCUCUUCAAACAAGUGUUUACGAGGAAAGCAUCACAACACAGGUUCAGGGUAGCAUUAUUUUACCAAAAUUGAACAUCACGCUUCUUCAAGCAUCCGUCGUUGAAGAAAUAAUAUCUUUCUCCGCUCUCGACAAUAUACGUGAUUUAACGUGCGUUUCUUUAUUCGCAAUAUGCUUUGACGAUGUAACAGCGAGAUUUUAUCUUGGAAAACAAGCUCGCGAAGUUGUACAAACUUUUCACAAGCCAACGGUACUCCCGAAUCAGAAGAAGGUCAAUAAAAUUAGUAAAGCAUUUCUGCCAGGACACCAAAGUGCCGCUGUCGUUACUGAUAUUGGAGGAGGCGAAACAGUUUACAUCGAAACAUCGGAAAAACAGCAAGAAGAAAUAAUCGUUACUCUUGGAAUAGGUAAAAUUCACUCUCAAUUGCGAAGAUUACGGAACGAAUCGUCGAUUCUCAAAGACGCUGUGAUAACGGCAAUACCGGCUCAUUAUUCGAGAGUAUUAUUCACCUGCACUCGGAUAACAUCGCCGCUGAAAUGCAUCGAUUAUUAUCUCCAUCAGCCAACAGAAGACAAGGAGAAGUCGAGUAAACAAAAUGGUACGCCCCAAGCCACCGAAGAAUUUACAGCAGGGAGUGGUGAAGACAGACUGGGUUUCAUUAUGUUUGAGUGUGGAUUGGAAGGUAUAAAAUUGAAAGUCGUAAAAAGAUCACAGUUCGAAAAAGGUGAUAAUGGACAAGACUCGAAGAAAGCAGAGACGGAAAUUUUUUAUACUGAUAGCGUCAAGAGCCACGAUGAUUUGGAUAAUGCUGCCCCUGCGAAUACAGCAACUGCGGAAAAUGAUGCAGCUGCUCCAAAUGUUUCGAACAAUGGACCGAUUAACACCAGUGCAACUUGCACAAGUCUCGUAACUAGAGUCUCGAAUGGUAAUACUGUGUCUUGCGUGAUCGAAUUAAAAACAGUAUGGUUUAAUUUCGCUGCACCACCGAGAACACCAAUAACAAGGAAAAUUGAUUACACAAGACUCGAUUGGAAUCUUUUAAGCACAGCGUCUCCUGCUAUAAACGCUUGGAUGAAUCCAAGUAACAGAUUUGCCAUUAGAAUAGUUCACAUGUUUCGGAGUAUGUAUCAAAGAUCAACCGCUAUUGUGGCUUGUCUCAUGGCUGAAGCGUUAGAUGUCCAAGGCAUUCACAUGCCCAUAAAGAGUCGAUACGGUAGACUAACACCAUUGGCAAAAACUUUGCAAGAAGAUCCGUCCUGUCAAUUGUGCAGUAUUCUACAAAACUACGUUUUGCUCUCCGAUCUGGCAACGAUCGGUGCGAAUCUCAGAGAAACUGAUCAGCCAUUAUUAUCUACACUCCGCCAGGGUGUAAUAGUUCUGAGUCGACAAUGGAAAAAUGUACUUUAUACUCCAUUGCUAUUGGAGCACAAUUACAAAACGAAACACGUGAAACCACUGAAUGUGACGUUUGCCGUCUCUGAUCCUGACGAUGAAAAUUUGCUGACUGACGGUGAAGGUAGCGGUGGAGACGUUGACGAUCAAGAAGUUACCGACGAAUGUGCUAUGCUGAUUCACACCGACCACAUGCACAAACAGAUCAAAGGAGCUCAGGACAAGAGUACAGGAAUGUGUGGUGAUGGUUUGACCGUACCGGUGAGUUCUCCACGUGGUCGUGAGACUACGCCCCUUGCAACCCCGAUUAUAACUGGUCCGGAUUCAUUGACAUCACCUUCACCACCGAUAAACACGAAACGUGGAAGAUCGCUUCAGCCUACGCAAGUACCCGUUAGUACGAGGGCGAGUAUCGUCUUUCCUUUGCUAACUAGCGGUGGCCUUUUCAAUCAGCCACGGGAACCUAACAAUAUAAGCUAUGGAACGCUGAAAGAAGAAAAAACACCUCAGAUUCAUGUUUCUCAUUCGCAUCAGCUGGGUUCGAACCCGAGCAUAUAUUCAGGGGUUGUCGGUCAUGGGAGUCAACACAGUACAGGCAGUAUGGAACAAGUUACGUCGCCGACAGUGCAAAGUUCAAGCAGACCCGUUAAUACGGGAGAGGAUCUGUACAGCUGGAUGGCGAAACAACAGGAAUUUAUCAAGGACACGGACAAAGGAAAUUUGAAAGGAAAUUGGGUCUUUCGCGCUGAACAAAAAACGGUCAAGGACUCCAAAAUAAAUACCAUGACGACUGAGGACACGGAAGAUUCUGAUAUUCAGAGUGGUACUUAUCUUUACCCUAUGAAAGAUUCGCUGAGACUGUUGGACGCUCAUCUCAUUUUUGAACCGCUGCUGUCUUCUCUCUCCGUGAUGCCCCAGCAAAUGCUUUCGGCAAUCGGUUCCGGGAACGUCAACAACGUAUCUUCUCUCGAUUCACUUGGGUCGAAUCUGUCACUCGUCGGGACCAUGGAAACCAUGAGGAUCGACAUUGUUGUCAGUGAAUAUGGAAAAGUAACCGACAAGAAGAAAGCGAACAACAAAUAUCAGAAUCGUAAAGGCGGUAAAUUUUACCUCGACAUUCCACCCGAGACUCCGGCAUUUUUGUGCGAAAAAAUUGGUAUUGACAUCGACGUGAAAAAAAUGGCUGACAUGACGGUUGACGAUAUGAUACAGCGACAAAACGUUCUGUACAUCUCGCGUGGCCAACUUAAAAAGCAUACCAGUACUGUAGUCAAUUUUAGUUUAAACAUACGCUACAUAAGCCAGCAGGUUAAUAUGCCUUUGUUGCGAUUGCUUCAUCAAAUAAGCAAUAUGUAUCAGAAUGUGAAAGAAACACAGAUGGAACUGAAGGAACAACAGCCCGAAAGUAAAAGGAGCGUUAAUCUCGCAGACAAUGAUCCCGUUAUGAAAAACGGUUCAUCGUCGACUUCCGAUCUUCAAGAUCAACUUCUUUCGGGUGGUAAAAAAUUAGAAGAACCGUUGUUGCGCAACAACUUUGAUCCGAACCAACCAAAAGUAAUAUCACCAUCAGCCAGCAUACGGUCGAGACCUCAGAGUUUUGCACAAAAGCUUCGUAGCACUGGAAAAAGUGUGAAGGGUUAUAUAAACUUGAGCGAAGGAGUAAUAACACCAAAUUUCGGUGCUAGCCCGAGUGGCUCGGGAUUAGACAAAUAUAGUGUUUUGUCCGACAAAUGCAAGGACAACGCAGCGCUGACUCCUCGUUGUUGGAAAACCAUUUAUUAUCUUCUUGACCUAUAUGCAACGAAACCUGAGACUAAAACCAUUACGCACCGUUUCUCCAUACCGGCUGAACCGUCGGAUCAUCAUUACAAAGGGUCACGAAAAUAUGAAAAUCUCCAUGAGACAAAAGAACCGGAUUUAGAGAAAGGACUCAAUGCUGAUAGUAGUUCGACUCCGGUGCCACCUCCUAGAGAAUUGAACGUUGUAACUGGGGAGCGAACACGCUUGAUAAUUUUCGGCGUUGCCAGAAUACACAGAACCAGGCUAUUGGCAACGCUUAGUGGUUUAAAACUCGAGGCCGAAAUAACGAGCUUACAUGCGAGUCUUACGUGCCGCAAAAAAUCGCGUCCUGCCAGCCUCGAGUGCAGUCUCACCGGACAAAUUGGCCGAACUAUGAUCGUUCUUCUUGAAGGGGUUGCGCCCAGUCAACAAACAGUUGUCAAAGUUACGGUCGGAAAAUCGCAAGCCCUUUAUUCCAGCGUUACGAGACGUCAGAAGGAUAAAAACAGUGGAUUGUUGACUGUCGGUGCUGUUAAUAUCGAUAUACCUCAACAUCCUGUAGCCUUGCACGGAAUGAUGACGAGAGGAAGCAAACAAUUAUCAUCGACCUUGCAAGAAUUGAGAGUAACGAGAACAUCGUCAAGAUUAUCGCGUGGACAACAACAGGAAGAAAUGGAUGGUGCACCGGCAAGUCCUCAUCAUUAUCAACCCGCACCAACGAUCGACGUUGAAAAGCCACAGCCAGUCUCAAGCCUGCUGGAGCCAAUAGUUAUGCAAUUCCACAUUAUACUUCAGAGUCUCAGUAUAACAGCCGCUCUUCUGCCAUCACUACAGGCUCAAUAUAAAAUGGAUCAAGUCAAUAGUUCCGGUAUAACCGGUAGCAAAGCAAAAUUCACGAUUGAUUUGCCACGUCACAGCUUGAGUUUCACUACGAAACUUCAAGUGACUGAAGCAAAUUUACCGUCCGAAGCGAGUAUCGAACUUCCCAAAGUGCAUGUAUCUGCUGAAUACAUUCAAGACGGAACCAGCAGUUUGAACGAGAGCAAGAUUGCUGAUGGGGUAGUGUUACGACAAGGAAGUUAUUUGAGCGCAACGGCAGACAUUGGUGUAUUCGAACAUUCCUUAACCACCGAUCUCCUCAACCAUUUAGUGUUCGUUCAAAAAGUUUUUAUGAAAGAAGUGAACGAAGUUGUGCAAAAAGUUUACGGUGGUGAAAAACCCGUGCCAUUGUGGCUCGAGGACGAAGAACCUACAAGCUCCAGUCUCAAACGAAUUUUGUUUUCUCUCAUUAUCCGCAUCAAGCGAAUUCAAUUGACUGCAACAACACCGACGAAUUCUGCAGUGCGGUUGGAAACGGGUGCCGUGGAAUUUCAGCUUUCAAAUCGAGUACAAAACGUCUCGGGCGCAACUCAACCAAACCCAUACAUGAAAUUAUUCGGCAAAGCACAAGUAGACAUAAAUCUUUCGCUAGGACAAUUGUUGAAGAAUGUCAUGUUCGAAGAAGCCGAGCCGGAGUUUCAACAAUUUGCCUUUUUCAAUACACGGAUUGGUCUUCGCAACGCAUUUCAAGAAGAAAUGGCCCAGGGUGACGAUAAAGAAGUUGUCCUGAUAACUCUUAAACGCCCCUUGAUAUAUAUUCAGCCCAUGGCCGUGGAUAAGGCUAUUCUUGUUUGGUUGAAUUACAAGAAUGCAUACGAAUAUUGGAAUGAAAAACGGGCGAAUUUGAACAAGGAAGUUUUGACCGCAACCCAGCAAGUUUUUGAGAAAGUUCCGUUCGGUCAAUUGACAAGUCAACUUAGCGCUCCACAUUUAGGCACUUUGUUCCUACAACUGACAAUUGAUGACAUAGGCAUUUGCAUACCCUUGAAUCCUCUACCACCAAAAAAUUGGGGACUCAAUCGUGGCUUGUACGACAGUGAAUCGCGUGGUGCGGUUGUAAUUACGCUGGAGAAUACGAGUAUCUCAGCAUGCAGCAGCGGGGGUCUCGUUAGCAAAGGAAGUUUCGUUGGGCUGUGUCUGAGAUUUGCAGAAGAUUUUGAGACGUCUUUGGACGAUUGGAAGCCAGAUAUGUCAGACACCAGUAUAAUGAAUCUUUGCGUUGUUUCCGAAGGGACUUACGAAGUUUGUAGUAGAACCGUCGCCCAGAAACAAGACAAAUCAGAUAACGCCAAAUGGUUGUUGAACGUCCAAUGGCAAAUGGAGGGCGUAGAUAUUCAUCUGGACGUAAGCGUGGGACAACAACUUUCUGCACUCGGUCACACUCUGACGAUGUUGACCGGUUCGGAAGAAGACGAUGCCAAUGCAUCGGCUGAUUAUGACAGCGACGAUGCUGAUAACCCUGACAACGGCGGUAGUCAGGUUAAGAGAAAAGAAAGUAUAUUGAUUAAAAAAUCGAAAAAUUGGACUGACAGUCUGCCAGCUUUCGUCUUUGAUCCGUCGUUAGAUGCGAAAAAACGUUCUAAGCUGAUAGAAAAAGAGAUGAACGAACAAGCCAAAAUAAUCAAUGACUUAAGAUCCCUGGGUGCUUCGCACGGAACUAUCGAACAAGAAAUGAAACGUUUGCACGAACUCGAAACAAUGGUUUUCAAAGAUUUCAGAAGAGACAUGAUACAAAAAUUACGAAUGCAAUCCGUCAAAGCUUCGGGAAUCAAAGGGAAACUUGGCUUGGGGAGUAAAACUCAUGCUUAUCGGUCACGAUCAUUCAUCGUUCCAUCGCCGACUCCAGAACAUCAAUUAGAAAGUCCCGAAGACAUGAACACCGAAAUUAACUCAGCAAAUUCUGCGAGCUACGAGAGCAGUCCGAGAAGCGGACCAAGCCGGUCGGCUUCAUUACGGGUACGCGGACUCGGUGGACCAAGAGUAACUUUUAGCGAUACUCAUACAAUGUGUCGACAGUCUUCGUUACCGAGUGCCGGGUCGGAGCUAAGUUUGCCGGAGGGUGAUUUAGAAUGGCCGAACACCAUUGAAAUCGAAGGCGAACAAGUUGAGUUAAGAAAGAAGCAUCGUGACACCAGCUGCACUUCCAGUUACGACAGCAUGGAAGGAAGUGCACCUCUUCUCGACUCUUAUGGACGAGAACAAACUUCAACAACGUCUUCGCCUCAUAUGGCGUUUCAAAAACCCCAGGAACCAAAUAUCGACUUUGAACUUGACGUGAAAGUUUUCAUGAACAGUGGCAAAUGUGUUUUGCAUACCAAGGAUCCAGGUCGUGAAGAUGAACUGAAAUUAAUGAGUAGGAUGAAGAAGGAACGUUCUUGCUCUGGUGGGACUUUCGAAUUUCAACCCAGCAGCCCGAGUAGUAGUAGAAAACAUCUCAGCAGCAAAGAGAAAUCAUCGAGCACGAGUGCAUCGCGACUUCGCUAUCUUCAACACUCGACUGUGCCACUCGUCGAUCUGACAAUUUUCCACAUACCAGGACUUGACGUCAAGGUGCACUACGAGUCGAAAACUUUACCGGAAGAAUCGAUUUCACCACGUAUAUCAACCGACAAUAAUCUUCUUAAUCCAAUGUCGAUAAAUCUGCGUAAACCAAGCACGAAAAAAGCAAGUUUAUUUGCUUGGAUGACUCUUCAAAGUAUUCCUGAAGAAACUAUAAUAAGUCCACAUAUAUUGGAAUUUUUCGAACAAACUCUUGAACCGAUACCAAGUAAGACAAAUUUUCACGGUGGGGGACAAACGAAUACGGUAUUUCCCAUGGAAAGUACAGAAACAUCGUCGUGGGCUGCAACAGCUGCAAGUGGAAAUUACGUUUAUGCGAGCUUUCCCGUCGACGUUAUCGUAUACUUUCAUAUGCAACCGUCCACUUUCAGAUUCUCCUGUUUACCGGUUUCUCGUGUGGAGUGUAUGCUCCAGUUGCCGUCACUGGACAUUGUUUUUUCGUCGAAACGAGCAGAGGAAGAUCUAACUGAAUUUCGUGAAUUCAAAGCAACGGCGGCACAAUCAACCGGUAAAGAGGGCGGUUCAGCGAUUGGUGGGCUUUCGGUGACCGGAUGUUUAGCUGAUUUUUCCAUCUACAUAUUCCACCCAUACGGUGGUGGGAAAAAAUCUGGUUUGAAAGAAGCGCAGUGGUCACCCUUGUCGGAUAGCGAGAGAAAAGAUUCCCUCAGUAUAAACGUCGAGUUCGUAAAGUUUCAUCUUUCUCGCAGCCGCAAAUUAAAUUUUCAGAACGAACAGCUCAAAAAAGGCGUCGACACGAGCCGUGCAGUCAUCAGAUUUUCUACUAUAAUCGAUAUCGGCUCUGCCUCCUUUAAAUACGACAUGCGACGGUUGACAGAAAUUUUGGCAUUCCCGAAAGCGUGGUAUCGUCGCAGCAUAGUCAGACGAUUAUUUUUGGGAGAUUUGAGUUCGGGUCUUGCCUAUUCCGAGGGUGACUUUACGCCGCCGCUCAAUCAAGAAGAAGCAGUGAUGGGUAGUUCGCUUUUGAAACAUUACGAGAGACACGGUGCGGAAGCAUUGUCGAAAAGUGCUCCGGAACGAAGUCCGACGUUAAAUAGAGACAAAUUGAGAUUGAGUUUGGAGAGUGAUAUGCCGAGGCAAACUCGAUUGAAAGAUAUAGGACGAGGCUGGAGUUUUACGUCCGAGAAGCAAACAGCUUCAGAAAUGAAAAUGCGAGAGUCCACAGCUUGGGAAACGCUCGUUCUCUUUGCGGUGAAUUUCACACGUUUGAAUGUACACAUGAACAUGGGCAAUGUAAUGGGAAACGUGGUAUGGAUGACAAAAGAUUUUCGUUCCGAUGGUCGUCUCUCGAUCGGCAGUACAGGGCACAAAAAUUUGUAUAUUGGCGUUGGACUCGGAGGCUCAAGUCUCGAUGCGAAGAGUGGAAUCGUUGGUGGUACUAUUGAGCUCAGUAAAAUCGACACUUACAUACAUAUCCGUGAAGAGCCUGGCACCGAACCCGAUCACACACUCGGUCUGAAACUCUUCGCUCUUGAAUUACGUCUGGACUACAUGGGAACAAGUGUUUUGAUGUCGCGAGUUUCGUCACUGGACGUGACCUUACGGGACGAAUGGAAAAUCAACCGUAACAACAGCGGCGAUGCUUUCAUGCCAACGAGAAGACCCGCGAUAAUAUUCAUGCACGGUGAUCUUAGCUGGGACCAAUUACAAAUCAUGAUUAGCAAAUCCACAACCGCAGAUUUGCUGAAAAUGUUUUACAAACUCGACGAGUUUUUCAGCCAACAAUUCAAAAGCAGUAAAAGAGUUUUCAGCUCCCUGCAACCCAGACAUCAACGUGUUAAUAAUACUAGUCUCAAGAAAAAGCAACAGAAGAAAAGAUCAACUAUGGAAGGACCAUGGACAAUCAAUCAAACCGCAAUAUCCGACGCUCGCCAUCAUCGACACUGGCAACGUGUCCUGGCGCAAGUUGCGGGUUUACAAUUAGGCAGCUUAAAAUUUGCACUUCCAACGAAUGGCACCGUUCUCGGCGGUACCAUGGAAUUGCACGGAUGCAAUAUAAGUCUUGCUUGUUUCCAUGGUAUCAACUUUAAGAGCAAAAGUUGGGCGCUGUUCUCCCUUAAAGAACCAUGUAUCAGCUUCGCGACUGAGGCCCAAGAAAUACCAAGCGUUGAAUCUCCCAACACCUGUGACGUCCACGUGGUUCAAACGUUGACGAUCAGUCUCGGUCAACAGCAGGAACAACACGCAAGACAUCAUUCAAUGGCGACGGUGUGUCGUCUGAGUCGCAGCCAUAUUUUUCCACCUCAAUUCAAAUCGCUGCAGGAAUGGUUCCACUACGCCUUCGCCAACAGCGAAAUAGACGUGGAUCGAUUUCCAUGCGUUGAGCGUGAUCGAAUGGAAACUGCAACAGACGGCGCGAGCGCGAGUCGUGGUCGAAGCACUUCUACGACGACGGGGAAACUGCAGGAUCAUUCGCAUACGAGAGAAGUUAUUUUUGCGUUACCAUCGUUGCAACUGCAUUUGAAAACGGAGCAUCUCCAAACGGCCAAAACUCCUGAUGUAAUAGGCCUGCCUAAACAUAUUUUAUAUAGUGAAAAGCCAUUAGUCGAAUGCAGCUUUAUAACGGAAUUCGAGGACCACAUAUUUGUGACUGUUGACGCUGAAGCGUUUUUCUUCUUGCACGACCUCAUUACCUCGUACGUCAAGGAGAAAGAAAGAGUGCAUGCAAUGCAAAAUUUCGGUGCAAGGGCACACAGCCCGGAUCCGCAAGAGAAGAGAGGACCGAACGCGAGCACCUCGAGCGCAUCGAGCGGAAACACGAGCUUUAUGUCUGAAGAUGAACGGAAGAGAAAACAAUUCGAUCCAGCUGAAAUGUUCAUCAAGGAUUGGCGAUCUUACAGAUGCAAAACAUGGCAUCUGGAACCAACCGUGAGGUUGCUCUCUUGGGCCGGUCAGAGCAUAGAGCCUUACGGAAUAGAUUAUAUUCUUCAGAAGUUAGGCUUUUCCCACGCUCGUACAACAAUACCAAAAUGGACGCAACGUGGAUUUAUGGAUCCUUUGGACAAAGUCCUGGCCGUUCUUAUGUUAAGAAUGGUUCUGGCGGUGAGGGAGGAACCUCAAGACGAGAAAGAGCACAGGAGAGAAAAAUAAGACAUUUUUUUCACAGUGUUUUUUCGGUGUCGCGUUUCAUUCGCCAAGCAACGAUGCAAAUGUCUAUAGUCCAAAUAUACACAACACAUGCAUAUAUACGUAUACAAUAUAUUUAUAUGCGCACGUGUUUGUGUCUGUACAAUUAGUUGAAUUUUAAGUGGCAUUAACAAUGUAUGAAGAAUUCGCGAACGGUUAUCUUGUAUUCGCAAAUAAUUCGAUAUGAGAAAAUUGAUCUCAUUGUUCAUGGAAUAUUCGCAAGAUUAAUGUACCAAAUAAGUAUGUCGAUCAUUUAGAAAUUUCAUACUGGAAACGAGAAUAUUAGAAAUAAUUUGUAAAGAAAAAAUGUGAAAGAAAAAUUAGUGUUGCAUAAUAAUGCAAAAGAAAAAACAACCCGAACGAGGAUCAGAAACGAACAAAAUCCGUUGUUUAGUUUUUUUUUUUUUUUUUUUUUUCAUUUUUAUUAUCAUGCGGAUAAUUUCAAUCGUCAUAGUAGUCAGCUAUAGUCGACCUUUGCAACGCUGAUCAUGGUUGUACAACUCGAUUUUUUUAUCUUGUGCUUCAAUCGCGUUCAUUUUGUACCUGUAUGCGCUUCAAACGGAAUUAUCCUUAUUACUCUAUCAUAUAAUUUAUCUAAGCAUAAUAAUCGUACCCAUAAGUUCGGUGAAUAUGGUACACAUUUUUUUACAUAUAUACAUAUACAUGUAGUAUGAGAAAUUUGAAAUCGACGUUUCGCUUUAUAUUCGUUGAAACUUGUUUAUUCCUUGUAGUCCCACCGAUGAGUCUUUUUGUAAUUUUUCUUCCGCUUCUUUGGUUUUAUCAUGUAAUACUGUUUUUCCUGGUCUUUUGAUUUUUAUCUCGUCUCGUUGCGCUCUCGACAACGAGGCAGGCUCUUCUGUCUCAGCCCAUUUUUUCGUGAAAAAGAAUGAAAUAAUAAGAAACACAUGCUUACAAAUAUUCCUGUUAUCACACCUAUAGAGACUAAAGACGAAAAAACAAAUGGUCACAACAAAACAGUCCGUCGCUUAUCAAACUAAAAGAUGUAUAAAUUGUAAUUUUUAAUCUUAUUUAUAAUAGAAAUCAAACGUGAGCUGUUUAUAUACUAUAUAUAGGUGAAUGUUUAUCAUUUAUUUCUGUGAUCAGAUAAUCACCGUGAUUUACAGCGAUUACGGAGAUAUAUACUAGGGAAAUUUGUUGAUGGAUAUUGUAUUUGAAAUGAAAAAUAUUUUUUUCGCCAUUGGCACUGAAGAAAUAAUCACAUACGCUGAGAAAAAGUGACAAGAAUGGUAAACACUCAAAGUUUGAGAUUAUCGUCAAUUAAUUAAUUUUCAUUUAUUUCUGUGAUCAGUUAAUCACCGUGAUUGGCGCGAUUACGAGUGUAAUAGGAAAAUUUGUUAAUAAAUAUAUGCAAAUGAAA